This is a messenger RNA of Oryza sativa Japonica Group (Japanese rice), 2442 nucleotides long. RefSeq names its product probable histone chaperone ASF1A. Gene Ontology annotation, cellular component: chromatin; nucleus. The record is from RefSeq and is a predicted model, not a curated record. Gene Ontology annotation, molecular function: histone binding. NCBI's taxonomy places the organism in Eukaryota, Viridiplantae, Streptophyta, Magnoliopsida, Poales, Poaceae. Gene Ontology annotation, biological process: DNA replication-dependent chromatin assembly.
UUAAUUAGUUAAUGGACGCCGGAUAUCUGGUUUUGCAGUUGGGGAUGAUUUUGUAACUUAAGACAAGUUGAGGGACCUUCGGUGUACUUUUUCCACCCCAAAAAGAGCAUACUGCAUCAGCCCAUUAACCAUACAGCCCACUACUCGAAUCGGCCCACGACAAGCCGCGGCUUCUCGCCUUCUCGGCGCCACCGCCCGGCAGCGCCGCCGGAGCCAAGCUGUGCGGCCACCCGCCCAGGCGGCCCGGCCGCCCUGCCAACCUCCUCCAUCGCUUGAUCACCAUCACCACCCCGCACCUCAUCGCCGCCGUCUCACCCCGCCCUCCCCAACCGCCGUCCGGUCAGCGCAACCGACCACUCCCACCAGCCACGGCGGCGAAGCGGAGGCGGGGAAGUAGUAGAAGAAGAUGAGCGUGAUCGACAUCCUGACGCGGGUGGACGCCAUCUGCCAGAAGUACGGCAGGUACGACGCCGAGAAGCUCCACGGCUCCGGCGUCGCCGGCGAGGACCCCUUCGCGCGCCUCUACGCCUCGGUCGACGCUGACCUCAACGAAUGCCUCGAGAAAGCGGAGGCGGCGAAGCAGGAGAAGAACCGCGCCACGGUGGUCGCGCUGAACGCGGAGAUCCGCGGAACGAAGGCCAAGCUCCUCGAGGAGGAUCUGCCCAAGCUGCAGCGGCUCGCCCUGAAGAAGGUUAAAGGGCUUUCAAAAGAAGAACUUGCAAUCCGUGGUGAUCUGGUUACUGCCUUACCUGAUAGGAUUCAGUCAAUACCAGAUGGAAGUGCUACAUCAUCAAAGAAAACUGGAUUAUGGGGAUCUUCUGGAUCUCGUGCAGGAACAGGGAUUAAGUUUGACUCAACAUAUGAUCUGGAGUGGAAGCUUAUAUAUGUUGGAUCGGCUGAGGAUGAAAAUUAUGAUCAGCUGCUUGAGAGUGUGCUUGUUGGCCCUGUGAAUGUUGGGACAUACCGUUUUGUUCUCCAGGCUGAUCCUCCUGACCCGUCAAAGAUCCGUAAGGAAGACAUAAUUGGUGUUAUUGUGCUGCUAUUAACUUGUUCCUACAUGGGUCAAGAGUUCAUCAGAGUAGGUUACUAUGUGAACAAUGACAACGAUGAUGAGCAGCUUCGGGAGGAGCCUCCUGCGAAGCUGCUGAUUGACCGGGUGCAGAGGAACAUAUUGGCAGACAAGCCCAGCGUCACCAAGUUCCCCAUCAAUUUCCAUCCUGAAACCAGUGCAGGCGCAGGACAAGAGCAGCAGCAGCAACAGCAAUCUGGUUCACCUGAAAAUCACCCAAACCAAGGUAGCAAGCCCAACCCUGAUCAAUGAAGUGCUAGUCCCGCUACCCGCAUAAAAACCCGCUUGUUAGUGUAUUUUCCACAUGGUAAUACAAAAUUUAGAAGAAAAAAUGAACUAGAAGUGAGAUAAGCGGGCUAAAAAAGCCCGCUUGCCCGCCCAGCUUGCAUCCCUAAUCCGGGUUGGAAAACUCGCCCCCCCCCCUUUUUUUUUCAAUCUGGAUGCCUUCUAGGAUAGACCGUAAAAUCAGAUGGAAACCUAGGAGGUUACUUGAACCGUCUGUUGUGAUGAAGGUCACAUUAGACAUCACUAAACUAGAACUUCGACCAGAAGUGCGCAUUGGUUAGUCAUGUGCAUGUAGUAGGUAGACUCUAACAUAUGCUGCUGAAAUGGUGAAUCCUUUUGCUGGCGAUGAUCUGUAAGCUGAAUGUUUGCCAGAUCCAUGCCUGCUUCCCUUUCGCUAUUUUUUCUUUUUUUCCGUGUCAGCUAAGGAGCCGACCAAAUUUCAUUAAGAUAAAAGGAGAGUUUACAUUUUGUACACGGCAUUAAACUGUCGAGCCGGGAAAAACCCGGAAGGGGAAAAGAGGGAAGGAAACAAAAGAAAAAGACGGGAUAAUUGUAGGGCUACUCACAAAAUUGGAAGAUACCUGCUGCUCUCCACACUGCUACCUCCUCCUUGAUGUCUGCUGAAAGGAGGUCAGCCGUAUUGAACUUCUGAUCGAAAACCCUCGCGUUACGUUCCUUCCACACGAGCCAGCAAACAAGCAUGAAAAACGUAUCAAAGGCUUUACUGUAGCGCGUCUGAAAACGAGUCCGUGCGAGUUGCCACCAGUCUGCCAGGGAUAGAUCUAGUCGCCCGGGGAUGUCAAAGUGAACAUUGAUCCUAUCUCUGAGUAGGGACCAAACUCUGUUUGUGUAAGGGCAUUUCACCAAGAGAUGAUGGCAGUCUUCCAUAUCAAUUGAGCAGAGGGCACAAAGUGGGUCAUGAGGCCAUCCACGUUUGGCGAGAUUAUCCCCGGUUAAGCAGCGCCCUUUCACCGCCAGCCAGAUGAAGAAACACUCUUUCAAGAGUUCUUUAAUUAGAAAUUGAAUAGUUCUUUUAAGAGUUCUGUAAAAAAGUGAAAUUAUUGAUUUAAUUUUGAUAUUGGAAUCAA